AUGGUUACUAAGCUAAGGAGAAGAACAGCAGUAUCACGCAGAAAGCGCCUUCACCUUAUGCAGACAAACCCCAAAUCUGUGAGAUAUUUCAACAAAAAUGUUGUUCUCCAUUUCCACAAGCUGAAAAUCAAGUUGGAAGAACUACAAAGAGAAUGCCAAAAUCUUAGGGUUAUGAGAAACGAGUACUUCACUCUAUUGAAGCAUAUACAAAUCCCAAAGGAGGUGAAAGUGGAGAAGAUUGGAGAACAGUUUGUGGUUAGAGUUGUUUGCAGCAACAAAGGAGGGUACAAAUUGGUGUGGAUUCUAUCGGCGUUUGAUGAACUGGGUCUGGAUGUUGUUCGAGCUAGUGUGUCUUGCAGCCAUUUGUUUUCCAUGGAAGCCAUUGCUGAAGCUCAAGGACAAGAAGGAACUGGUAUCAGAGAAAUUACGCUGGCUCUUCUUAAGGCCAUUGAUGAAAAACAAGGUGGGGAGAUGGGGAAUGGAGAUGGUUGUAACACAGGAGGCGUUCAUUGAUUAAUGUUGU
Molecule: messenger RNA, 523 nt
Organism: Hibiscus syriacus
Lineage: Eukaryota; Viridiplantae; Streptophyta; Magnoliopsida; Malvales; Malvaceae
Exons: 2
Coding region: 1-513 (170 amino acids)
Biological process (GO): regulation of DNA-templated transcription
Cellular component (GO): nucleus
Molecular function (GO): DNA-binding transcription factor activity; sequence-specific DNA binding
Source: RefSeq, a predicted model, not a curated record